AUGCUGGCCAGAACCACAAAGAGCGCCUCGACGAGUAGUGCCAUUCGAACCGUCCUACCUAGCACUACACGGCAGCUACACAUCUCUCCUUCCCUCUACAGCAGCAGGCAGUCGCCAUCUCAGGCUUCAAAACGCGCUGAGCGAUUCUUCACGGCCGACGAUCCCCUCUUACGAGCCCUUCGCAGAAAGCAAAAGUCCUAUCGCCUUCGCUCUAUCAGUUCUCCAAAUCCACGCAAGUCUGACCGAUUAGAAGCGACCUCACUCGCCAAAUCUGAGAUCCGAUGGGCGGUUCAGCACGUACGCUUCUCCCAGUCUUCGUCUUCCUCAUCGCUCAGCAGGGCAUCCAGAAGAGCUCUCAUUCAGAUGUGCACGAGGAUGACACGCGAAAACGCUCCCCUCUCGUACCUCUUAGGUAGUAUGCCAUUCGGCAACCUUCCUCAAGAGCUUACCGUUCGACCGCCAGUACUACUACCGAGGCCAGAGACUGAGCAUUGGGCAACACAGGUAGUGAACGAGCUCAUCAAAAGCCUGGAAAGGGAGGGUAGGAAGGAUAUCAGAGUAGUGGACCUGUGCACGGGCAGCGGUUGCAUCGCACUACUCAUCGCUCAUGCACUGAGGGCAAAGCUGGGAUCGGAGGAAAAGUGGCGUGUCGUAGCAUGCGACAAAUCUCCGCUAGCAGUCGAUCUCGCUCAGGAAAACGCCGUCAAGCUUGGCUUCAAGAUUGAUGAGUCCGACUCAAACCUUCACAUCGUAGAAGCGGACAUCUUCGAUGAUGCAUCAAUGGAUAAGCUGGCAGAGCUAGCAGGUGGCCCAUUCGACCUGAUACUCUCCAAUCCACCCUAUGUUCCACAACGUGAAUGGAGCAACCUUUCACCCGAAGUCAAGUUGCAUGAAGAUCCGGCUGCGCUCAUUGGCGAACGUUCUAUCCCAACCUCCACUGGCCCCACCUUCAAUUCUGAUCCUCCAUCACGCACCACGACCACCGACGAAACCAAGACUAGAGAAGCAUACCUAGACAGAGCAGGUUUAGCAUUCCACUCACGCCUAGCAAUCCUCCUCUAUCGAUCCUCCUUCUCCACUCGCUCCCCGCCUCUUCCUCACCUGGUAGCCGAAUACGGCAAGGGACAACAAAAACCAGUCGAAAAGCUACACUAUGAGCUUCAACCUCCCAAACAUCGAUUACCAACCAUCAAGCGGAUAGAGGGACAUCCAUUGGUGGUUGUAGGUGUGGGCAAUGCAACAACACAUCCGUUGACUAGGCAUAGUAUUGGGCAGGUGGUGUUGGAGCCUUUGCUGGAGAGGGUGAUUGCGCAAGAUAGGACGAUGAGGGCGAAGUUGCGGGAGGUCAGGGACCAACUUGAGGAAUUGAGGUUGGAGGCGCUGGAAAAUGGUAAAGUUGAUGUGAAUCAGUGCAGAGACUGGGCGGACUCGGUGCCGAAAUUGCUUCCUAUUGAAGGCCUUAACGAAGGAUUUGAUCUAGAGGCGGAGCAAGAUGUGGCGACGAGUCUGAAGAAAGAUCAGAGUGGCGGUUGGAGUGCUUCUCUUCAGCUUUUAAUUCCUUCCUCGCCCGCUUUUCUCUACCAACCCUCAAAUCCCGCCGUUCCUCCCCCUACGAUCUACUGUGUGGAAGCGUUGUUCUAUAAACCAUCUCAACCAAUGAACCUCUCCGGCCAAGGCCUGAAGAACUUCCUCACCCACCAUCACCCCCAAUACCCCUCCUCCUCUUCCUCAUCGGAACCCUCACAACAAGUUUGGAGAAUAGAAAACGACAUCCUCAUCCUUCAAGACGAGCUCGAUCUAGCAUUUGGCGAAGUAAAACGAAAAGACUCGGGUAGUGCAAGAGGUCAUAAUGGUAUUCGAGACAUUAUUUCUCGGCUCAACAUACCUGAUCAACCAUCUCACUCUAAAGGAGGAGAAGGGGAUGGACUGAAAUUGAGUCGGAUUCGAAUUGGGAUCGGUAGACCUGAAACCCGGCAGAAACAGCAAGGGGGGAAAGAUAGCUGGCUACCAUCCUCACUCUCGAAGUCGAAGAAAGGCGGCAAGCCGAUCGCUAUCGAUCGUUGGGUCCUAUCCCCAUUGAAAGCUGAUGAAAGGGAGAGUUGUGAGGGAGGAAAAGUGCUUGAAGACACAAACGAGUUGUGUCUGGGUUGGAUCAGGGAUCGGUGUUCUACGCUUGCCUCCUCCUCUUCUGGACCGGUGGAAGGGGAGGGUGGUUUGGAAAAGUUGAGAGUCGAGUCCAGAAAGGAUCAGUUCGGAGUCUUUCGCACUGUAUGGGUUUAUUGA
Messenger RNA from Ustilago hordei, 2283 nucleotides. RefSeq lists its product as uncharacterized. The transcript has a single exon. Gene Ontology annotation, biological process: protein methylation. Bases 1 to 2283 code for a protein of 760 amino acids. Gene Ontology annotation, molecular function: nucleic acid binding; peptidyl-tRNA hydrolase activity; protein methyltransferase activity. Gene Ontology annotation, cellular component: mitochondrion. NCBI's taxonomy places the organism in Eukaryota, Fungi, Basidiomycota, Ustilaginomycetes, Ustilaginales, Ustilaginaceae. The record is from RefSeq and is a predicted model, not a curated record.